This is a messenger RNA of Anguilla rostrata (American eel), 5394 nucleotides long. It is a transcript of the gene c4b, whose product is annotated as complement C4B (Chido/Rodgers blood group). The coding region runs from base 91 to 5271 and encodes 1726 amino acids. The transcript is spliced from 41 exons. Gene Ontology annotation, biological process: complement activation. The record is from RefSeq and is a predicted model, not a curated record. NCBI's taxonomy places the organism in Eukaryota, Metazoa, Chordata, Actinopteri, Anguilliformes, Anguillidae. Gene Ontology annotation, molecular function: endopeptidase inhibitor activity; protein binding. Gene Ontology annotation, cellular component: extracellular region.
UUACAUUAAUACAGGCUUGGAGUAGACGCCACAGUUCAUUACUAGUUCUGUGCUGAGAGGAGACAGGCAGAGACAGCAUCUGGUUUAAAAAUGCUGUCCUCAGUCUACCUGCUGUUGUGCCUCUCCUAUGCCGUACUUCCCACCUCUGCAAGUAACCGGUUCCUGGUCACAGCUCCCAGUGUUUUCCACGUGGGGGUGAAGGAAAGAGUUCUAGUCCAGUUGUUCCAGUCUCCCCGAAUGGUUUCACUCUACCUGGAGGAUGAAACAACCGGUCUGGUUGUAUCCAACAAAGUCACAAUUUCCCCAACUGUUGAAGGGACCAUACAGACUGUGGAGCUGGAGGUGAACAGAAACCAAAUUUCGGAGCUGGACAUCUUCCGAACAGAAACCCCAUAUUUGCUGCUGGUGUAUGAUGACCAGCCAGAAAAGAGAGACAUGGUCAGAGUGCUUGUUUCUCAGCACAGAGGAUACAUCUUCAUUCAGACCGACCAACCUGUAUACAACCCGACACAAAACGUUAAGUUCAGGAUUUUUACGUUGGAUCAUUCCAUGAGACCCCAUACCGAGCCUGUACACAUCAGCGUCAUUAAUUCUGGAGGAAAUACCGUGAAGAGAAUACACCAGAUUCCAGAAGGCGGGAUCUUCUCUGACUACCUCAAAAUUCCUGAUGUGUCAGAACCCGGUGUGUGGAAGAUUGUGGCACAUUAUCAAGGAGAUGAAAAGAAUGCUGUCACACGAGAAUUUCAUGUCAAGAAGUUUGUGGUCCCGAGUUUCGACGUCUCCUUUGAAACAAAGAAGAGCUAUUUUCUGGUGGACUGGGAGCAGUUUAACUUCACCAUCCUUGCCUCGUACUCGUAUGGUGAGACUGUGAAUGGAGCAUUUCAUUGCCGUUUCGGAGUGAGAGAGGAGGGGGCAGAUGGCAAAGAAGGGGGGAAAGCACCGACAGUAUUCAUCAGGGGACUGGAAGAGACAGGAUCGGUAAAGGAUGGGAAGGCGGUGGUCAGUGUCCAGAGGAGCCAAUUCCUCAACCUCCUAAAUCGCAACAAGAUCGAUCCAGUUGACCUGAGACAGCUGGCACAGAACGGAGCACGAUUUUACAUCACUGCAUCCGUCACUGACAUCCACAGUGGGGAACUUCAGGAAGCUGAGAUGGAUCUUCCAAUAGUUGCUAACCGCUACUCUGUGGACCUUUCCAGGACUCGUUCUUACUUUAUUCCUACAGUCCCUUUUCAAGUCCAGGUCGUGGUUCGACUCCCUAAUGGGUCCCCAGCCCCGCGUGUGAAAGUGGAGAUUCAAAUUCCAGUUUCCAAUGAUCAAUCCCAAAUUGCCACAACAGAUUCAGAGGGAGCAGUUAAUGUCUUCUUUUCUAUUCCCGACAAUACACCAGCUACAAAGAUUACUGCAAUAGUAGAUGGUUAUCAGUAUGAGAUGACUGCUCUUCCUGCUUCAUCACCCAGCAGAAGCUUCCUAUUCAUAAACAUGAACUCAAAGGUUGUGACCCCAGGGGAGGGAAUCUCAGUUGACAUUGACUUCAUAACAGUUGGAGGUGGUCCAGUGGAUAGACACAUUUACUAUCUGGUACUCAGUAGAGGAGAGUUAAGGAAAUCGGAGAAGGUCAGGACAGGGGAGGUGACAAGAAUUAUGCUCCCCAUAUCUAGUGACUUGACACCCUCGUUCCGACUGAUUGCCUAUUACUACAACCAGGGUGGUGACAUCAUUGCUGAUUCAGUAUGGGUGGAUGUCAAAGAUGUAUGUGCGGGGAAGAUUUCCCUGUCUUCAGGGACACCAUAUCCUCCAGGGUCAAAAGCUGAACUGCACAUAGAUCUGCAAGGUCAGAAAGCUAAAGUAGCCUUACUGGCAGUGGAUAAAGCCAUCUAUGCACUAAAUGUCCAAAACAAGCUCACCCCAAAACAGGUCUUCGCCUCCAUGCAGUCCUAUGACCUGGGCUGUUCCUACUCUGGGGGUUAUGACACAGCGGCCGUUUUCAACAAUGCUGGCCUUUCCUUCAUCUCCCAUUCCUCAACUUCCAGGUCGCAAAUGCGGAAAGGCUUUGGCUGUGAGAAAGGCUUCAGAAGGCAGAGAAGGUCUCUCAAUCUACAGCAGUUUAUGAUUUCCAAAGUGUUUAGUUACACAGAUGAAAAGCUACAGAAGUGUUGCCAGGAUGGCUUCACCCUGAUUCCCAUGAGGCUCAGCUGUGAAGAGCGAGCUCGGAGAGUAUCACGUGGAGGGAAAGAGCAGGCCUGUGUCAUGGCCUUCCUGGACUGCUGCCAUGAAGGCGUGAAGCAGAGGGACAAGAAGAUGCAGCAGGAAGCUCUCAAGGGGCUGGGCAGGACUGCUGAUGGAGGAGAAAUGGAAGACUUCUUUGAUACCAAUGUUGGAAGCAUUCGUCGCUUCUUUGACACUAGCUUUGAAUUUAAAGAGAUCGAUGUGAAUGGGGAACAAAAGUAUUCAUUAAUUCUGCCUGACUCCAUCACAACCUGGGAGAUUCAGGCUGUCAGUCUGUCUGCUUCACAUGGGUUCUGUGUGUCGGAACCCCAUGAACUGCGUGUAUUCAAGAAGGUGUUCAUCUCUCUGCGCCUACCCUACUCUGUAAAACGAUAUGAGCAGCUGUUCAUUACUGCUGUCAUCUACAACUAUGGAGACGACAAAAGAGAGCUGUCUAUCCAUAUGAAGUCAGAAGAGGGGCUGUGCUCACCUGGCUCCGCCUCCAGCCUCUCCUACCUUAAUGUCACUGUUUCACCUGGCUCUGCCAAAACAGUGACCUUCUCUGCAGUUCCCAUGGUGACAGGAAAGAUUCCUAUCACCCUGUUGCUUUAUGACAAAGAGUGGGAUAUGGGUCUAGAUUCUGUUCAGAAGAGCCUGUUGGUUGUGACAGAGGGAAUAGAGAAGAGAGAGGAGAUGAGCUAUUUUCUUGACAUUGAUGGGAGAAGUGGGAAGAGUUUUGAAAUUGAUGGAUAUUUGCCAAAUAGCACAGUUCCUGACUCUGGAACCAACCUGUUUGUCAUGAUUGAAGGUGAGGUGUUUGGCAAGCCAACCGUUCUGUCCCUGCUCUCUGCCUCGGGGGUGGUGGGGCUGCUGCGAGCCCCCUUGGGGUGUGCUGAGCAGACCAUGAUCCUGAUGUCCCCCACGGCACUGGCCCUUCGAUACCUGGACCUCAGCCAGGGGUGGAAAGAACUUCCCCCACAGACCAGAGACACAGCGCUCACUCACAUAGAGAACGCUUAUUCCAGAAUUCUGACAUUCAAGAAGGACAAUGCAUCCUAUGGAGCAUGGCUAGAGCAUCCCGCAAGCAACUGGCUGACAGCCCUCGUGGUGAAGGUCAUGUGUUUGGUGUUGGACCGACAGCUGGCCGGAAGGGGAGAGCAGGGCCGACAGGGCAUGGGGUUUGUGUCAGAGCAGGAGAUCUAUGAGUCAGUGAAAUACCUGAUCUCACAGCAGAAAAAUGGGAGCUUCACAGACCCCCAUCCAGUCAUUCACAGAGAAAUGCAGGGAGGUGUGGGGGGUGUGGAGGGGGAUGUGUCGCUCACUGCCUUCAUAACCAUCGCUAUGCAUCACUCCUUGCCUUUACUGAGUGAGGAGAACAAGAAAGACGUGGAGAACAGUAUCACUGCUUCCAUAGCCUAUCUCAUCGAUCGUUUUGAAUCCCUGGAGAGACCUUACGCUGUGGCCAUCACCGCAUACUGUCUGGCCCUCUGCCAAGAAGAUCACAGCCUGGCCCUCUCUGCCUGGGGCAAGCUUAAAGACCUGGCUACUGAAGAUGGAGAUUGUCGGAUGUGGGCCUCCAGAUCUGACCUGCGAUUGGCCAAUGAGGUGCAAGGUAACAAGGUUCCACCCCCUCAUGCUAUCACAGUAGAGACCACAGCCUAUGCCCUUCUAACAGCAGUGGCCAAUAAGGACAUGGAGUGGGCAGAUUCAGCAGUCUGUUGGCUCUCAAAGCAGGAGAACUAUGGAGGGGGUUUCAAAUCCACCCAGGACACAAUAGUGGCACUGGAAGCCCUCUCUGAAUAUGCAUUAAGCAGAUCAUCCUCACCCUCCACAAAGCUGGACUUGCAGUUCACUGCACCAGGCAGGAGCCAGAAAGCAAAAUUGACUAUGGACAAACCUGGGGAGAGAGUGGAAACUGAGCUGAAGAGGCUGUUGGGAAGCAAUAUUAAUGUACAAGCAUCAGGACAGGGAAAAGCCAAGAUGAAGGUGGUGAUGGCAUAUCAUGCACUUCAGCCUGAGGACACCUGUCAGCUGCUGUCCAUUAGCAUCACGGUGCAGGGCAAGGUUGAAUACACUGCUCAAGUGUUAGAUAACUAUGACUAUGUGGACUACGAUGAAAAAGGGGAGAGAAAGGAGGAGGUGGAGGACAGAGACAUCCCUCAUUCAAAGAUCGAGUGGUUUGAUGCUCGUAGUAGACGCAGGAGAGACACUGAUGAGAGCCGGAAGACAGCUGUGGAGUAUGUGGUCUGUGUCAGCCAUGACCUGAGUAGAAACCUCUCUGGCAUGGCUAUUGCUGACAUUACGCUGCUCAGUGGCUUUGAAGCACUGACUGAAGAUCUGGAUAAGCUGAAGGAGCUAUCAGACCGGUAUAUAUCUCACUAUGAGACCACGCAGGGAAGAGUUCUGUUGUAUUUUGAUGAGGUCCCAGAGGGAAAGGAGUGUAUAAAAUUUGGAGCUGUGCAGAGAGUACCUAUAGGCCUACUACAGCCUGCUCCUGCUUCUUUCUAUGAUUAUUAUGAACCAGACAGGAAGUGUACUAUAUUCUACAGUGCCCCCCAGAGGAGCAGAAUGGUAUCAACUCUCUGUUCAGGGGAAGUGUGUCAGUGCGCAGAAAAGCCCUGUCACAAGGAGAAAAAGACCUUCGAGAUGAGCGCCAAGAAGAACGCACGUUUUGACUUUGCCUGUUUCUUUCCCACAGUGGAAUAUGGUUAUAGGGUGAAAAUUGACCAUAUGUCUGAACAGAGUAACUUUGAGCUCUACCAUACCACAGUGAUAGAUGUUCUCCGGGCAACUGGCGACGAAAGUGUGGCAAAGGGCAGUGUUCGGGUGUUUGCAAAGAGGCGCCAGUGUAAAGGGACACUGCAGAUGGGCAAGACCUAUCUCAUCAUGGGCAAGGAUGGCACCACCACUGACACACAUGGACAAAUGCAGUACCUGUUGGACUCCUCAUCCUGGGUCGAACAGUUGCCGAGUGAGAGCCAAUGCCAAGCGUCCAGAAAAAGAUUUCAGUGCAAGGACCUGAACACAUUUUUGUCCCAGUACCAGACAGAUGGCUGCACUCAGUGAAGGACCCCAAAUGAAACCCUGAAGCACACGCUGAUUCACUCAGAAUCGUACUCAUACUGAAAAAAGACAUACAAUGCCUAAAAUUUUCAAACUUUGUUAAUAAAAAUCUAAUUUCAAACACAA